GAGAGAGUCCCGGUGCCGAUUGGCCGCACGAUAAAAGGGGAGCGCGAGCGGAUAGGCCGCGGCGGCCUCACGUGACCUAGGCGGGGCCGGGCGUAUUGUGGUGGAGGGGCUCGAGCUUGUCAGGGUUCACCCUCGAGUCUGUUUGUAUCCACCUUCUGGCUUAGAAGCAAGUGGGCUAGACUAAAUGUUCCUUGACCUGUCUCCAUAAAUAUGCAAGAAGGAAUAAUCCUCUCAUUUCACCUUGAUCAAGGUUUAGCAUUGAAAGUGCAGAGGAAUUGGAAGAGCUGAGAGUAAGAGCAAGAUGUGCUGACCAGAAGAAUCUUUUCUUAGUGGCCCUUGGUAAAACUAGUGCCUUAUAAAAGAUGGGGUUUGGAAGUGACCUGAAAUGUUCCCAUGAAGCUUUGCUAAGACUACAAGAUUGGGAGUUACGUCUACUGGAAACGGUGAAGAAGUUUAUGGCCAUGAGAAUAAAAAGUGACAAGGAAUAUGCAUCUACUUUACAGAAUCUUUGCAACCAGGUUGAUAAAGAAAGUACUUCACAAUUGGAUUAUAUUAGUAAUGUAUCUAAGUCAUGGUUAAUUAUAGUGCAGCAAACAGAACAGCUUAGCAGGGUCAUGAAGACGCAUGCAGAAGACUUGAAUGCUGGUCCAUUACAUAGGCUUACAAUGAUGAUAAAAGACAAGCAACAAAUUAAGAAGAGUUACAUUGGUGGCCAUCAGCAAAUUGAGGCAGAGAUGUUCAAGGUUACAAAAACAGAACUGGAGAAAUUAAAGUGUAGUUAUAGACAGUUAAUUAAAGAAGUCAAUUCUGCCAAAGAGAAGUAUAAAGAAGCCCUUUCAAAAGGAAAGGAAACUGAAAAAGCCAAAGAUCGUUAUGAUAAAGCCACUAUGAAGCUUCACAUGUUGCACAAUCAGUAUGUCUUGGCACUGAAAGGAGCACAGCUACAUCAGCAUCAGCACUAUGAUGCCACACUUCCUCUGUUUCUUGAUUCUCUACAGAAGAUGCAAGAAGAAAUGAUUAAAGCACUAAAAGGAAUCCUUGAAGAAUAUAGUCAGAUCACCAGUCUUGUAACAGAAGAAAUAGUGAAUGUUCAUAAAGAGAUCCAGACAUCAGUUGAGCAAUUAGAUCCUAGUUCAGAGUACAGUAGUUUCAUAGAGGUUUAUAGGACACCAGAUGUUGAACAACAAGAGAUAGAGUUUGAUACAUCUUUAUUGGAAGAAAAUGAAAAUCUUCAGGCUAAUGAGAUUAUGUGGAAUAAUUUGACAGCUGAAAGUUUGCAAGCUAUGUUGAAAACAGUAGUAGAAGACUUGAUACAGACACAGCAGACACUUUUGAAUAAGGAGGAGUUAGUUUUGGAACUGGAAAAGAAGAUAGAAGAAUCUUCUAAGAUAUGUGAAAGGAAAUCUGAUGUUGUGCUUCUCCUAAGCCAGAAGCAGGCGUUAGAAGAACUGAAGCAAACUGUUCAGCAACUGAGGUGCACUGAAGUUAAGUUUGCCGCACAGAAAGAACUCCUACAGCAAAAAGUACAAGAAAAUGAUGGGAAGGAGCCCCCACCUGUUGUACAUUAUGAGGAAGAUGCCAGAUCAGUCUCUUCUAUGGAUAAGAAAGAAAAGGUUUCUAGGUUUGAUACCAUUCGGCACUCCAUUGCUGGUAUGAUAAGAUCUCCAAAGUCUAUGUUGGGCUCUUCAUCGAAUAAAAUUCCAAACCAUUUUUUAAUGGGGAAGAAAUCAUCCUGCCAGUUCUUUGAUGUGAUAUCAACCACUGAAAAGCCCUUGGCAGAUCAAGAUUGGUAUCAUGGUGCAAUUCCAAGAGUAGAAGCUCAAGAGCUAUUAAAACAGCAAGGAGACUUUUUGGUGCGAGAGAGUCAUGGGAAGCCUGGUGAAUAUGUCCUGUCUGUGUUUUCAGAUGGACAAAGGAGACACUUCAUCAUACAGUAUGCUGAUAAUCAAUAUCGAUUUGAAGGAACAGGCUUUUCAACUAUCCCUCAACUUAUAGAACACCAUUACACAACAAAGCAAGUGAUUACAAAGAAAUCAGGUGUUGUUCUCCUGAAUCCUGUUGUCAAGGAUAAGAAAUGGAUUCUCAGUCAUGAAGAUGUUACACUGGGAGAAUUACUGGGCAAAGGUAAUUUUGGUGAAGUGUACAAGGGAACAUUAAAAGAUAAAACCCCUGUCGCUGUAAAAACAUGUAAAGAAGACCUUCCUCAGGAACUGAAAAUAAAAUUUUUAUCAGAGGCCAGAAUACUCAAACAAUAUGACCAUCCAAACAUUGUAAAGCUCAUAGGAGUGUGUACUCAAAGGCAGCCAAUUUAUAUUGUGAUGGAACUUGUUCCAGGAGGUGAUUUCCUCUCCUUUCUAAGAAAGAAGAAGGAUGAACUAAAAACCAAACAGUUAGUUAAAUUCGCAUUAGAUGUUGCUGCUGGGAUGGCAUAUCUUGAAUCGAAAAAUUGUAUACACAGGGACCUUGCUGCAAGGAACUGUUUAGUAGGGGAGAACAAUGUUCUGAAAAUUAGUGACUUUGGAAUGUCUCGUCAAGAAGAUGAUGGAGUAUAUUCCUCUUCAGGAUUAAAGCAAAUUCCUAUCAAAUGGACUGCUCCAGAAGCUUUGAACUAUGGUCGAUACACUUCUGAAAGUGAUGUAUGGAGUUAUGGAAUCUUCCUCUGGGAGACCUUCAGUUUAGGUGUAUGUCCAUACCCAGGAAUGACUAAUCAGCAAGCAAGGGAACAAGUGGAGAAAGGCUAUCGAAUGUCAGCGCCUCAGAAGUGCCCGGAGGAAAUCUAUAAAAUAAUGCAAAGGUGUUGGGAUUACAAUCCUGAAAUGAGACCAAAAUUCAGCGAGAUUCAAAAAGAGCUCUCUACAUUGAAAAAGAAAGUGACAUCAUGAGAAAGUAAUAGGACUCAAACUGCAGGACUCUUCUCCUUUUCGGAAAAGUAAUAUUUUAUGUCAUGAACACUCUGUAUUUCUACUGCAACUCUUUCAAUAUUCUUCUAAGAUUUUUUUUUUUUUUUAGAAAAACAAAAAAACUAAACCCUGUUUAAAUGUAUCCAGGCUGGAAAAUGUCAAAGAUACCUAUGUUAAAGAGAGAGUGCUUUACCAAAUGCUUUAUUUCCAAUCACAGUGAUGCUUCAUUUAGGUUCCAUAUAUAGUCAUUGAUAUAUGAGAAAAUCUAAGGAAAUCUCACUGCUUUCUGCUUCUGUGAUAAAAUCUUGACGAUGUUUUAGGGCCAGUUUUUUCUGCUUCUGAUUGCAGGUUCUCCCAGCAAUCAUACUGAAAAGCUUGGCCAACUUGUGUACCAUUCCUAUUGAGCUUAAAACAGAAGGCAAAGUUUUAAGAAUUAUCUUGAUUUAAAAUAUUAUAAAACAUAAUGCUCUGGGGGUGAAACCUAUUAGAAUCUUGACUACGCAUGUAUUCUUGCUCUUUUAAAAGUGACACAAUUUAAAGUAUAACUUUAGAAUGGGGAAUGCAUGCACUAGUUUCUUGCUGACAUUUCAAGACAGUAAACACUUCUGAUAGUACACAUUAUUUAUUUCUACUCUUAAAGCAAGAGAAAGAAGCACAAUUCUCCAGCAAUCAACAUGCACAAAGCUAUGUGUGCUCUAACUUUUUACUGCAGGGAAAAUGAUAAAUCCAAAGCUGAAUCCAGGGUUGGAUUAAGCAUUCAGCAAAAUAAGAACAAUAACAACAAUAAUAAUUUGUGCCCUGGUUUCCACAUGUAAACAAAACUCUGUGAAGGGUUGGAGGGGGAAAAGAGACAGGCUGGGUGGAUUUGUGGUCACGUGAGGAGUAGCAGCAAAUAAAAAUUAAGUUCAGAGGCGGGAGGAGCAGUCCACAGAAGUUCAUUUUUAAAAAAAUAAGGAUCUUUUACUACUACCAUGUUGUGCAGGCCUGAUCUAACAUAAUCAUGACUAUGUGAAUAAAUCUUAUUCUUUAAAAAGUGACAUAAUAUAAACGUUUAAGAAUGAGGAAUGUGUGCACUAGUUUCUUGCUGACAGUUCAAGAAAGUAAACACUUCUGAUAAUAGACAUUGUUUAUUUCCAUUUUUAAAUCAAGAAGAAAAUACUAUUCUCCAGCAAUUGAUAUGCACAAAUCUAUGUGUGGUCUAACUUUUAUACGUAGGGACAGGGAAAAGAAUAAAUUCAAAGCUGAUACCUAACUUGUGAAAUAGCUGUCAGGAAAUACUCCAGAUUCAUCUGUCUUUCAGAAAGAACAACUAUGGCAGUAUACAGUUAUUUUUGAAUGUGCACAUUUGGGAAUGCUGUCAUCACAAAACAAACUUGUCUGAAAAUAAGAGUGGCACAUAAUGAAGGUAACCAGUAGCAUUGAUUUUGGAUAAGAAAGAAGAAGUGAAUUACCUGAUUGGCCUUUGGAAGCUCUGUGAAUUGUUAUUUCUGUUCUGUAUGCUGCUGAAGAUAGGAAAAGAGAGGGGGAUGUAUUCUGUACACGUUUCCAAAGGGAGAAAGUAGUUUUCAGGAGCACAAAAAUGUCCCAACGUCUCUGUGUAUAUAACAAGGAAAAGCUAUAUUCCAUAAAUAAUAUCUUCGCACACUACAGAAGCUACACAUUUUUCACAUUCAAUAGGAAUCGGUUUCUCAAAUUGCAACCACAUUCUCCUAGCUUUAUUCAAUAGACAGUUCACAUACACAGAAUUACUAUGGGAUGUCAACAUAUAUGCCACCUCUGGGCAAAACACAACAAUUGGAUUGUUUCACGGUUCUAGUCAGUCAGAGCUCUUGGAUCUGUAGUUAAUCAGUUUUGUUGAAAUGAUUUCAUGGUUGUGCAUAAGAGACAGAAAAAUUGUCACAAUGUAUUAUCAACCUGAUCUCUUCUAGCCCAAUGGGAUGAAAUUCUGCCCAAUGAGGAGUCAAAUAGUGUUGUUUUGUACAGUAGCACCAAGGUUUUGGUGAAGACUUUGAUGUUAUUACAUGUUACAUGUUUAGCUGAUCCUCCAGACCAGAGCACAUUUGUUCUGCUGUGUGGUUUUGUGGUAGUAAAGUGGUGAUGUCAAGCAAGGUGUUUACUACUUGUAGUCUAAAGAGGUUGAUGUCAAUACGGUGAUGAUAAAAUUUAAUACUGGCAUAAAAUGGUGAAGCAUUAUAUCAGAUGGCAUUCUCCAGAUUAGAUGGAGUUACUAGGGGGCCAAGUGCUCAUGCACAAAGAAUGGGCUGUAGGUCAGAAUCUAGUGUAGAGGCAAAGGGAAGUGUAAUGUUACAUAUUUUACUCUGGAGUUUUCUUUAUUUCACAGUCGGCUAAUGCUGAUCUUAAACAUUUGUUCAUCACAAAUGGAGAACAUUACUUGUUUACUGUGAUCCUAAAGGGAUCCAAAUGAGUGUGCCUUAAUUCAUUGGCAUUCCUUAGUUCAAAAGCUCAAGAACUAAAUGCUCACACCACGUGGGAAGCACCACCAAUUUGCCCAGUCCUAGAUCUCCAUCUAUGCAUACACUAAUGUAUAAAUGUAAUGACAAGAAUGUAUUUUCUUUUAUUCACAGUGUUCUUAAUUUUUCUUUUAAGGGUUAAUAUUUUUAUAUAGGAGGGAAUAUACCAUUUCUUAAAAGUCUUUUGAAUGUACUAUUCUGUUUCUUAAUUUGAUUAAAGGGAUACCCUGUCCUGAUCUUUUUGUACAGAUGUAAAGGAUAACUGCUAUUUAUAUUUCAUUCAUGUAAGCAGUUCAGAUUUGCAAGUCAUGUAAGACUGCUGAUCAUAUUGAAAAAGCUUUUUCCAAACAUGGAAUACCAGUAGCAUUUAGUGUUUGUUUUGUUCGCCUUCUGUCCUAAAAUUCAGGAUCAGUCCAACUUCAGUUACUGUUUGAGACAUUGUCACAGUUGGUUUGCUCACAUGCAGCAUGUUUAGUGUGUUGGCAGUUAACAAGUAUUUUAUUUUACACUGUCUUCCUAACAUGAAACUUCGUAAAGUACUGCUUUUAUCAUAAAAAAACACUUCCAGCUAUGUGUGUUACGAAGUUCAAUCCUAUCUGUUAGAUAAAGAUAUGGAUGAUGAAAAGUCAAAACAUUACAUUAUUUGAAAAUUGGGCUUUUUAAAGAUCUAUAUAGUUCUCCUGUUAGAAAAAGUUCAUAAUUUCUCACCCUAGUUUGCAGGAACACGCAAUGUUAAAUUGAGAUUGCAUUUGUCUUCGUGCAUCAGUGUAAAUCUCAGUGGGCUUCGGAAUUGCUGAUAUUGUCAGUGUGCCUCAUUGUACACACACACACACACACACACACACACACACACACACACUAGAUAAAAGGCAGUUUGAACUCAGUGUCCAUUGGUGUAACUUCUCAUUUUCAAGAAUUAUGAGUUUUUAAAAUAAAGUUUAAAAUUAAAAUUCCAGUCAAAAAUGCCAUUUUGCAAAUCUGAAGCCUCUUAUUUUCCAGUCUGCAGUCUGGCAAACCUAUGUGAAAAUGUCAUUCCUGGAAAGAAUAAUCAUCUACUGAUGCAUAGAAAUUUAGUAACUUUCUAUUUUGCAAAUAUUUGUAAAACAUUACAUGUAUUUGUUUGGUCUCGUGAAUGAGGUCUUAGUUGGGAAGUGAGUUUUCCAGACUCAGCCUAAGGGAGGUGUGCAUUACAAUUGAUGGCACAUUAUACUUGGGUAAAUAUAGGUAUUUCCCAAAUACCACAUCUUUUUAUUAAAAAAAUAUGGAAUUAAAGUAUUAGAACAGUUCGAUAAAUAACAAAUGGUUAUGAAAUAAGUCACCAGUCUAUUUGUUGGGAACACAAUUGUAAGAAAAUACUCCACUUGUUUUACUGCACUGCUUAUUGUAAUAUUUCGUUUUAUCAGCUGUUACUAUGUAUGCUAGUGACCUUAAUAGCACAAUGUAGGCAAAUUCAGUACAGAACAAAAGCAGUAAUACCCACAGUUUUAGCUGUUGUUAUAUAUAUCUGCGCUGCUGGUUAAAAUUCUCUCAAAUUAUUAGAAAUAGCUUUCCAUUCCAUCCCUUUUAGUUGGAUUGAAAUUUGGAGAUCGUUUCAGACAUUCAUUAGAGAUACAAUUAGCAGUGGUUUUCUUCCCCCCCCCCCCCAAACAAAUAAGAUGGUUAUUUUGGGGAGAGGGUGCAUGGGUUUUUUUUGAGGGGGGGGGGAAUACAAGGUUGCAAUAUUAGAGCAAAAGUUUAUAUCUCAUAAACUGUCUUUGUAUCUAGGCAUGUUUCUUUCAAGGAAAUCAGACAGAACCCCAUGUGAAUUUGGACUCAUGGGAGAGGGUUAAUUUUUCACCAAGAACUAUCCUUAAAACUUCCAUUUGCUGCAAAGGAUUUUGUCAUGAAUAAGACAUGUUCAGGUCAAAAGGAAAAUGGCUUCUUGAAACUCUUCACCUCGUGCCACAGUUCCAGUUCAUAUUAGAAGCUGGUGAUAUUAUUGUUUUUUAAGCUAAUUAAUAUGGCCAGUGCCACAUUACUGUAAGACAUGGCUCUUAGUUGUUUUCUUAAUUUAGAUGACAAAAUCAACUUUUUGUGGUUUUCCUACAGGCAAUCCAAUGCUCUGAAUAAUAAAAUCAGCUUUAUUACUAAAAACAGCAAAGAAAGAAAUAGAAUGAAUUAACUGAUGAUCAAAAUGGAAGCUCCUUUGUGCUGAUUUAUCUGUUAAUUAGAUUAGAUUAAACUGGCAGAAGACUUUAUGGCAUAUCAUCAUCAUCAUCUGGUUUGUUGAUGAUAUAUUCGAGAUAUUCGAACCAGAACAAACCUUCCAUUGUUGUUUUUUCCUCUUUAAAGCUUGUCAUCUUCUAGCGUUAUUGCAUAAUAGUUCUGAGAGUUUGGAAUUUUCUUUCCCAAGCUUAGCCAUUGUCCUGCAGGUCCACCAGAAUACUGCUUUCUUGAAACCAAAAGCAGAGCCUGAUUGAACUAUUGCCCAGAUAUUGCUCAUUCCUCCCUCAGAUGUUAGAAAAUUAGAUUCUGAAUCACUGAAAAAUGUGAAUGGCAGAGUACACAGAAUUAAAAGUUACACAUCUCCUUCCCUUUAUAGCCUGCCAAUAAUUAUAAACAGAAAGAGAAAAUGAUAGAAGUUGAGAUGUCUUAAAGAGGGGUUAUCAUUCAUCAUAUGGGAAGCUGCUGUUUUAAUAAGCACAAGAGGCAGUAGCAUUAAUUUUAUGGAUCCUUAGGUGCUGGGUUAGAUUUCACACAAAAAAUGUGGAAACAAAGAUAUGUGUAUAUAUAUGGUUGUUAAAAGCAGAGGUAUAAUACAUUGAUUUUGGCCUUGAAUCAUAGGAGGAAAUGGCACAAACUGCGGGCAAGAUAAUGCAUCUGCCCAUCCAUGUUUUCAGCUCAUGAAGAUUCCCUUGUACAUAGGAAUUGAGUAACUAAAGGUGGGGGAGGGGUUCUGUAAAGGAACCUUAAGAUCUGCCAGUAAGAGACUUGGAUAUCUAUAGGAUUUUAAGUUGGAAAAAUUGAGAGAAAAAUAGAUGAACCCACAAAAGGGUGAAUGAAAUUGACAGGAAGCUCCUCCAACAACUUUGUUUUGAAAGAACCUUGAGCUUCAGAUAUUAUUAACUUGAUUGUCAAUAGCAAUUAUUGUUAAAGUUUAAAAUCAUAAAUCACUGCGAAAUUACACCACUGAGUGAAAUAAAGUGUAGUUUCUUGUUACAUAUUGCUCAGAGCUCGGAAAUGCUAUAUUUUAGCCUGUAAUUCCUAGAAUCCCACAAUCAGCAUUACCUCAUGUCAUAUUGUUGUGAGGCGUAUCUUUUCCACACUCUAUAGCUGCAUAAAGUACUAUUUUACCUAAGAGUGGAUCGAUUGUACAAGGCAACUAAGUCACAUGAAAAGCAGAGCAAUCCAAAAUGGAGUGGAAGAAAACCCGCUUAUAAUUACUAGCAGGUUUACAUCAGUAAUGUAAUUUUAGCUCUGAUUUUAAAACACAACAUAUCACAGUACUAGGAGAUCAUGUACAUCAAAAGGAGGUAGAAAAACCCUCUAGCGGUGCCGUUAACAAAGUAGUGCACUGCAUGAGGAAAGAACACUUUCUAAACCAACAAAAGGAGGUCACUGCCAUGUUAUUAGUUUACAGAGGAAAGAUUCUUCUUCAAAGAGAGAAAUACAAGAGCAGCCAAUACAAACAUCAGAUUAGUUGUUUUCCAAUGCAUCAAGGAAUGGUACAGGAAAUUGCAUUUUUCUGAAGGCUUUCUAAAAAAAAACUAAAGGAAAAUGUGUUGUCGAAGGCUUUCAUAUCCAGAAUCGCUGGGUUGCUGUGUGUUUUCCGAGCUGUAUGGCCAUGUUCCAGAAGCAUUCUCUCCAGACGUUCACCCACAUCUAUGGCAGGCAUCCUCAGUGGUUGUUUGGUCUGUUGGAAACUAGACAAGUGAGGUUCAUAUAUCUCUGGAAUGUCCAGGGUGGGAGGAAGAACUCUUGUCUGUUUGAGGUGUGUGUCAAUGUUGCAAUUGGCCACGUUGAUUAGCAUUUAAUGGCCUUUCUCUCUCCCAUCCUGGACAUUCCACAGAUAUAUAAACCUCACUUGCCUAGUUUCUAACAGACUUCACAACCUCUGAGGAUGUCUGCCAUAGAUGUGGGUGAACGUCUGGAGAGAAUGCUUCUGGAACAUGGCCAUACAUCCCAGAAAACUCACAGCAACACAAACUAAAGGAAAACUGUGGAGUUCUAGAUAUGUAGACUGAUAAAACUAAAACAGGCAUGUAUAGUAAACCUUCCUUAAAAGUCUAUAUUUUUCUAUCCUUACUGGGGGUUUAAUUCUGUCUGUUAGGCUGAUGCUGUCUUAGUCUUAAUAGCUCUUCAGUUCCAGAAGGACUGAAUCCAAGGAACAUUUUUACAAUAUAAUUCAAUGCCAUCAAAUGCUAUCUGGUCAGACCUUCUAACUUUCUCCACAAAGAUCGAUGGCUCACUCAAAUGCUUUAAAAUGAGUAGUUGCUCUUUUUGAUUAUCAAGUAAUUACAUGGUCAUGUGAUUGGACAAGAAUCACUUUUCCCAUAGAAAGAAUGGCUGAUUUGACAGCCACAAACGAGGUGCUUUUCCAAUUACAUUUUCCUUUCUUGUCUUUGUGUGCUGGUUGUACAAAAUUGGAAACUGUCACUGGGGCUUGUGUGACAAACCACAGUUUAAGAAUGUUACACAUUUGGCAUAGGGACACUGCAAUAGUUUACAGUUUUCUACUUACAUGUAUUCUGGUGUAGAUGGUUGGUUCUUUUUCCCUUUCCCCUUUUUUUUUAGUUAGUGCCAAUAUACGCACCAGCAGGUUUAAUAUCAGGUAAAGCACCUUUUAUGCUCUUUGUUGUUUAAAUAUAAUAUAUUUGUGAAACACAUUGGUAAUACAUAACACUGGAAAGGAUGGCAUCUUCCCAAAAAGUGCAGGUGCUUAACAAAGGGAGGAAAGCAGGCUUUGAGUGGCUUUCCUAGCUUUUAACAAGAGUCAGAAUGAUAGCUUAUGUAUACUUACUUAGUUGUCUGUCAUGUGUAAUUUUAACAGAUCUACAUUUUAUCUUUUAUUUAUUUGCCAAUUUUUUAUAUUUACAUUUGAACCGAAGAUAACCUUAUUUCACUAUCCUAGCCUAAGAAGGGGUCUUUUCUAUUCUUAGUACAUUUGCAAAUUAAUUUUGAAUGGGAUCUCUCUCUUUGACUGGAUCAAUUACCACUAACCAGGUCUGCGAGACCUUUUUUUUACUGUAUUAUUUCAAUAAAUGUACACUGUUUGUAUUGUG
Anolis sagrei ordinatus is the source of this 10632-nucleotide messenger RNA. The record is from RefSeq and is a predicted model, not a curated record. NCBI's taxonomy places the organism in Eukaryota, Metazoa, Chordata, Lepidosauria, Squamata, Anolidae.